AAACGUUCAUACGAUCUCAACGAACAAAAAGAGAAGUUCUGAAUAAAAUUUUAUUCUUUUCAUUAUUUAAAAUAGUGCAGUUACUGUAUGACGUGCUAGUCAAAUUUUUCAUUUUGAGACGUCCAUGUUCUGUGAUUUAAUUUAAUUAAGUGUGCUUCUGUCUGCCUUUUCCCAACCAAUUUAUUCUAUCGCCUGAUCAUGGAUGAUUCAAUUUUAACAGAUAACUCAUCAUAUAGCACCGAUACAAGUAUCAACAUUGACGAAACAUUGAACGAAACCGACACCGACAAUGAAAUCAUUGAGAAUUCAUCGGUCGACGAUUCCUUAAAUGAUAGUUCGACUAAGGCAAGCCUUGGUGGUGAUACCUUAGACGACACUGAUGCUGCCAAUUUAGCCGAAUCAAUUGACGGUAGCGAGGAAACAGAAUCAUCAUUUGCCUCUAAGCAUUCCGGAUCACUUAGAGCACAUGAUUCUUCUAGCAAGCUUGAAACUUCAGAGAUAGACUUGUCUGGUAAUGAGUCGCAUGCCGCCAGACUGCUAACAUCUUCUAAUGCACACGAAGAUUCCAGCAAAUUUGAAACUUCGGAGAUAAAUUUGUCUGGCAAUGAGUCCAUGGGACCAUCGAAAUCUGCUAAAGCACGCGAGGAUUCCAGCAAUUUUGAAACUUCAGAGAUAAACAUGUCUGGCAAUGAGUACGUUGGACCAUCAAACUCUACUAAAGCUGCUCAAGCUACCAGCAAGUUGAAAACGCAGACCAAGGUAUUGGGCAAUAAAAAUGAAUCGGCGAAACCGGUUGCUUCGUCUGAAGUAUUCAACAUAGUAGACAGCGAUACAGAUGAUGAUGAUUUGGACAAGAAAGACUCCCAAAUCUACACAAUAGAGAGUUCAGAUGAAUCACCGGACGAGGAUGUAAAGCCAGCUAUGAAACUUCUGGCCGGCGUUAAAUCGGAACCUGGUAAUGUUAAAGAGCAACAGAUGGCUUUCAAGCCUGAGUCUGGUGCCAGACCUAUUGUUAAAUUUGAGAACGGAAUUAAGUCGGAGUUUAACAUUAAGAAAGAAAUGCAGGGCAUUAAAUCUGAGUCAUCUACUCAAUCUGCGUCUUCCAAACUCAACGCUUCCCAGUUGGUGGAUGAUGUGAAACCGAUCCAUUUAGGCAAAACUGGCAUGGAGACAUUUAAUUACCAACAAUCAAUGGCUGUUAAAUGCAUGGAUAAUUUGUGUAAAGCUCUGGAUGUCAAACCCGACGAAAAUAAGAUGGCAGACAAUCCCAAACAGUUGAAAAUUGAAUUGAUGCCGCAUCAACGAAUCGCCCUGACCUGGAUGUUAUGGCGCGAAGAACAGAAACCGAAAGGAGGCAUUUUAGCUGAUGACAUGGGACUUGGAAAGACGAUGUCGAUGAUAUCGUUGAUUCUUGCUAAAUUGAAUACGAGUGACCCGGAAGAAGAUGACCAGUCGAGUGAUUCCGAUAACGAUGACGAUGACGAUCGAGUUGAGGAGGGUAAAUCGUCUUGGAUAGCAAAGGGAUCGUCAGCAAAAUCGUAUUACUACGGCGGAACCCUUGUCGUGUGUCCAGCCAGUAUUGUGUACCAAUGGCAGGCUGAAGUCACCAAUCGUGUAAAGAAAAACUCACUAGCGGUUGUCCUACAUCAUGGCAGCAAUCGUGAAACGAAACCACGACGUCUGUCCCAAGCCGAGCUGGUCAUUACAACUUAUGGUAUCGUUUCCAGUGAAUGCGACAAUCAAGGCGCCUUAUUUUCCGUUAAAUGGGAGCGAAUCAUUCUGGAUGAAGCGCACAUUAUCCGCAAUCACACGAGCAAACAGUCCGUAGCUUGUUGCAGAUUGAAAUCUUCAGCUCGUUGGCUUUUGACUGGCACUCCGAUACAGAACAAAGAGAUGGAUCUGUUUCCACUGUUGAAGUUUUUAAAAUGUCGGCCAUUCGACGACCUGUCAUCAUUCAAAAUGUGGAUCAGUAAAACUUCAUCGAAAUCGCAGGAACGUUUGAAUCAAGUGUUACAGGCGUUGCUAUUACGUCGCACCAAAGAAGAUUUAAAACAAAUCGGUCAAAUCGAUUCGCUACCGGAGAAAACCCGGAUUAUUGUUCCCGUGCAACUGUCAACCGACGAAAUGAACGUGUACCAGAAAGUGUUGAUUUACUCGCAGUCCUUGUUCACGGAAUACCUGCAUCAGAAGGAAACUCGCAACAAUUUCUCAAUUGAAGUUGAUAGAGAUCGAAAGAACGAAUUUGCACAGUUGCAUCAACAAAUCUCGAAAGCGACUGGACAUUCCGAGGCCAUUUCUGGACAUCAUAUACUGAUACUCAUUUUGCGGCUCCGACAAAUUUGUAUUCAUCCUUGUCUCAUCAAUGCCAUGCUUACAGAUGGUGAAUUCGACACAAACGACAGUGACGAAGAAAAUGUACCCGAAGUAGAUUUACUCGAGAAGCUAAGCCAACUGAAGAUCGGAUCAGCCGAUGAAGAUGACGAAACCGUUUCGAAGGCAUCGUCUAAGGUGUUGCUGCGAUCGAAUCCAGUUUUCGAUGAAAAUCGAAUGAGUUCAAAGUUCCAGAAAAUCAUUGAAUUCAUCACAGAGAAAUUGAUUGCCAGUGGCGACAAAGGGAUUGUAGUGUCACAAUUCGCUACUGUUUUAAAUAUGCUUGGCGAACAUUUGAACGGGUUGGGGAUUAAAUUUGUCACCCUUACUGGCCAAACGAAAAUUGACACUCGUAACGACAUCGUGACCAAAUUCAACAGCACCAGUUCAUCCGUUCAAGUCAUGCUAUUAUCACUCACUGCUGGUGGCGUUGGUCUGAACUUGGUGGGCGCAAAUCAUUUGUUCUUCAUCGACCCACACUGGAAUCCACAGUUGGAAAGUCAGGCACAAGAUCGAAUUUAUCGAAUUGGACAAAAGAAGCCAGUUACCAUUUACAAGUUCUUAUGCGACGAUACCAUUGAGCGGCGAAUUGAAAAGAUCCAGGAAAAUAAACUACAAAUCGCUAACCAGGUUCUGACUGGCGCGAAGAGGAAGACGGUCAAAUUGACCCUUGAUGACAUGAAGAGUUUGUUUGAUUUGUAAAUAACUUUGUUGAAUGGGUGGGGGUGGGUGAAUGUAUUGUUUUCAAAUAAAUUUCUAUUAUCCACAACUGUA
Messenger RNA from Bradysia coprophila, 3144 nucleotides. It is a transcript of the gene lds, whose product is annotated as transcription termination factor lodestar. Lineage: Eukaryota; Metazoa; Arthropoda; Insecta; Diptera; Sciaridae. The record is from RefSeq and is a predicted model, not a curated record. Gene Ontology annotation, cellular component: nucleus. Gene Ontology annotation, molecular function: ATP binding; ATP-dependent activity, acting on DNA. Gene Ontology annotation, biological process: DNA repair.